UCCUCACGCAUGCCAGUAACCAAAUAGGGAUCUUAAAGACACGCCCACCGUCGUGUCCCAUCCGCUCUACAGAGCGACGUCACGUGACUUCAGCCAAUCACGUUCCACCAGGGUGGGUUCUAUUGAGUGACAGCUAGAACAACUAAUGACGAGUUUGGCGGGAGAACAGGUGGGCGUGGACAUCGCCGAUGGCGGACAAGAUGGAAGCUGAGGAGAGAGCCCCGCCGUGUGAAGAUGCGGGCCCGUCAGAACCGGCGUCCCCCAGACCGGGGCGGCUCCUUAUCUUCAAAACCCUGGUGGACAAGUUCCUGGAGGGGCUGGUGGAGGCGGGAAGUUAUCAGCGAUUCGCUCGCUGUUACCGGAAGUUCUACAAGACGCAACCGGAGAUCACCCGCAGCAUCUACGACCAGUUUGUCACCCAGCUGCACGCCUCCAUCAAUGCUGAGAUUCAGGAGAUAAAGGAUGAAGGGAACCUGGAGGCUCUGCUCGAUUCUCUGGACAAACUGGAGAGUGAGGCCGGGAAUAAACCCGAACCACAGUGGCGACCUAGCGGGAUUCCAGAGGAAGACUUGUGCAGCCAUCUUGUGCCUUACCUCCUCCAGCAGCGGGAAUAUCUGCGCCGACUCCUAAAGGAGAAACAGCAGGAGAACGCCGGGCUGGCCCAGUCCGUCCUGGCCGGGAGAGAGAAGAUAGAGGAGAUGCGGAGAGAGAUCGAAGCGAGGCGGAAGGCCUGGCAGAUCCUGAUCGCAGCGGCGUGGCCGAUUCCCGCAGCGCAGAAGCUUUCAUCUCUAGACAAGAAUCGGCUAAUUUUGCCAGAAGACACAGACGCAGCAACAUCCACAACCUGAUAUAUGGGGGUUCUCAGAGGACAUUUGGGGCCCCAGUGAGGUCCCCUUUGGAAGCCAAGAGAGAGGUGUGUGAGCUGAACCCGGACUGCGAUGAGCUGGCGGAUCACAUUGGGUUCCAGGAGGCUUACAGAAG
This is a messenger RNA of Hyla sarda, 981 nucleotides long. RefSeq names its product polyamine modulated factor 1 (gene PMF1). Lineage: Eukaryota; Metazoa; Chordata; Amphibia; Anura; Hylidae. The coding region runs from base 189 to 848 and encodes 219 amino acids. The record is from RefSeq and is a predicted model, not a curated record. Gene Ontology annotation, biological process: chromosome segregation. The transcript is spliced from 7 exons. Gene Ontology annotation, cellular component: MIS12/MIND type complex.